UAAGCAUUUUAUUAACAGGAAGCAGAAAAUAAGAUUCACAUUACCAGCAACAAGCUUUGUUUCUUUCAAUCUGAAUCUGACCAAACACAAGAAGAAGGGAAAAUGAAUUCUUUCAAAAUUUGAAGGCACAAAGAGAUUAAAAAAAGUACAUAAAACAAAAAUUAUACUAGACAGCAGUAUUAGCUUAGACUAUAUAGCUUAGAGUUCUGCAGUCAAAAGUGAUGUGCAACGGAUUGGAGUUAGAGCCUAGAGGGAGAGAGAGAGAGUAGGCAAUUUGAAUGAAACUAGAUAAUCCUCCUUCUGAAGUUUCUGGUGGUUGAUUGAUAGGUGCGAACCAGCAGGCCAACCCCAAUGCCAAAAACCUACACAGACACCAAGACCAAUUCCCACACCAGCGUUGAACCACGACAUCUCACCAUCUUCACCAUCUGCGUACUCUCUAUUCCAAUACAUGUCGCUGUGUUCUCCUUCAUAUUCUUGUUUACUGAAUUGGAAAUAGGCCCAACAAAAUGCGACGAAUGUUAGGGCCCAUUAAUGGAAAACCUAUAUUUAUAUAGAUAAGCAAUUAGGGAUUGCGUUGCCGCUUAGCUUCGUCUGAAAAAAGGGGGAUCAGUUCCGUCGCCGCUUCUUCGAUUUUUGACGCCGCCGCUUCUUCUUCUUCCUCGCAGCAGGUAAGUCACACAGGUAACUGAAAGAUGGGGCGUGUUAGAACCAAGACUGUGAAGAAAUCUUCUCGUCAAGUCAUCGAGAAGUACUACUCUCGCAUGACUCUUGACUUCCACACUAACAAGAAAAUCCUUGAAGAGGUUGCCAUCAUCCCUUCAAAGAGACUCCGCAACAAGAUUGCUGGAUUCUCCACCCACUUGAUGAAACGUAUCCAGAAGGGACCAGUCCGUGGAAUCUCACUCAAGCUUCAGGAAGAGGAGCGUGAACGCCGCAUGGACUUUGUUCCCGAUGAGUCUGCCAUCAAGACUGAUGAGAUCAAGGUGGACAAAGAGACUCUUGAGAUGCUUGCUUCUCUAGGAAUGUCUGACACUCCCGGCAUCUCUGCAGUCGAGCCACAACAAGCUAUGGCACCAAUCGCUGCUUUCGGUGGUGGCAGGGCACCCAGAAGAUACUGAGAUGGCUUUGUUAUCAUCAGCCAAUCAAGGCAAACGACUGGCUCUCUUUUUUCACAGUUAGGGAUAAGAAAGACAUGUGUGUUCUUGGAAAGUUUAUUGUUUCUUUUGAUUCAAGUUUUUAUGUCUUAAACUCAGAGUGAGACUCUUUCGUAUUAAUGGGUUUUGAGUUAUGUGGAACCAAAAUUGGAGUUAAAACUUUCGAUAGUAACAAUAUCUUUUGCUUAUCAGAUCCGAGUUGAUUCAUG
Molecule: messenger RNA, 1366 nt
Organism: Arabidopsis thaliana (thale cress)
Lineage: Eukaryota; Viridiplantae; Streptophyta; Magnoliopsida; Brassicales; Brassicaceae
Product: Ribosomal S17 family protein
Exons: 2
Coding region: 696-1121 (141 amino acids)
Biological process (GO): translation
Cellular component (GO): ribosome
Molecular function (GO): structural constituent of ribosome; mRNA binding
Source: RefSeq, marked reviewed